This is a messenger RNA of Paramacrobiotus metropolitanus, 2303 nucleotides long. RefSeq lists its product as uncharacterized. Lineage: Eukaryota; Metazoa; Tardigrada; Eutardigrada; Parachela; Macrobiotidae. The record is from RefSeq and is a predicted model, not a curated record. The transcript is spliced from 3 exons. Bases 390 to 1955 code for a protein of 521 amino acids. Gene Ontology annotation, molecular function: protein binding.
AACGCAGCUUCGAAGCUGCGUUUUGUAAUUCAACUGUGGAUCACGCAGCGGACCAAUAAGCGCAGCCGUUAGCUUUCGGCUUGAGAAUGUUGUGGUGACUAACUCGCGUUAUCUUUCACGGGCGCGCAAGAGAGCGUUGUGCCCUACUUCAGCCAAAACAUCAGCUGAAUCUUUACCCAGGUCUGAUUAGAACUACUGACUUGCCUUUUAAAUUCACAUCGUUCUCGGUUCUCCGUUAAGCUCGUCAUAUUUUGUCGACUCAUUGAUUCUGUCCACCCAGCCAGGAUAUUCCGGUUUUGUUGGCAUUCUCGAAACAAGCGCAAGAGCGUUUUAUCUUUCGCUUCUGUGAGUUUUGGGACUACCAGGAACUUUCAGUGACUGUUCCAGCCAUGUUGGUGUACGGAGACUCCGCGCAUUCCGUGUACGUGUGGAACGCCGUGGACGUGUUAAUCGAGGGGCAGCUGCAGCACGGCGAGGUGAUCAACGUGGCGGAGAAGGGACUGAUCGUUGAUUUCCAGUGUCCUGGACAGCGCGCGCAGUUAGUCGAGUACGGGCGUAUCUUUCAAUGCAAGGAGCCCGCUGAACGCGCGACGCCGGACGUGCAGGCACUGCUGCGCCGCCAACCCGACGGCGCCUGGAUCUGGUACCCGGGACGCGUUGUCCCCAUCGAAUCCUUUUUGUAUGAAGAAGCUCAGUACGUGGAGGUGCAGCUACCCAACGGAACGGUCCGCGAGCUGUUGCCAGUGGCCCAAGUGCGCCCACCGCCCGCGGGAGGGGUGGUAGGGCAGGGGUGCGUGGGGCAAAGUGAGUUUGUGGUGCGCUCUUGCCUGCUGCCUGCCAGCUUCGGGUCGGACCAGUCGCCGCUGGUCUGGGAAGGUUUCAAAUCGGAGUUGGGUCGAGCGUGCAAAGUGCUGUACAUCUCGCGGAUCAACGACACCUUCAGCUAUCUGCAGCGUCAGGAUGCGGAGCCACUCACGGCGAAGCAAGCGGAAAACACCUAUCAGUUAUCCAAACGUAAGGGGACCCCCGGCCUCCCCCUGGAUGCCAAACCACGACCCGACACGAAACCAGCGAUUUCCGCUGGAGAGGAAGAAGGAGUGCCGUUGCCGGCGGAGCUCCUGACGGAGAUCUUCCGCGCACUGGACUCCAUCGGGCGCGUCCGCUGCCGGCGUGUCUGCGCGCUGUGGAACGACAUCCUCACCACGGACGCCAACUUCCCGGAGGUCCGCGUGUCCGCCCAUGAUGGGAGUUACGGUGCGGCGCAUCUCGGGAAUCGCGGCAUGUACUGGGUGGUGGCGUGUCUGCUCAAGUGCCUCAACAGCGCCACCACCACGCUGAUUGUCACCGGCCUGGGUUAUGAAGAAUUCCCCCAGCUGGCCGCGCCCAUCCGCCACAUCCGCCAGGCCCGUCGCCUCCCGCUGCUGGUGCUGGGCGACUGCCUGCUGGGCGACCCAAGCAAGCCCGCCAAGGACGUUAUCCCGGCCACGCUGCAGCUGGGCGGGGAUUGUUUUGCCGAGCGCAUGGUGUGGGUGCGCUGUACGUUGCUCGACAGCGCCGUGUUCGCUACUGUGGCGCAGUACACCUUCCGCGGCCCGUCAACGGCGGCGAUGGAGGUGGAGCUGUGGGAUGUGCUGGAAAGUUGUCUGGUGGUGCCGACAUCGCUGAAACGGCCGCCCAGCGCGGCCAUGGUCUCGCGGUGGAUCGCGGACUGUAUUGCGUUCCAAGACAUCGGUCAUAUUCACGAGAUCUUAAAGGCUCUCCGGGAGUACCAGGGUGCGGAUCCGCGUCCCUCGAACCGUUUCCGCGACUGGAAAUGGACGCCGGCCAGCCUGGUUGAUCUGAAUCCCACACAGCUGACCAAAAUAGCCCUGACGCGGCUGACGCUUCUGAAGCAGUUCCUGGAUGAAAACGAUAAGGCCUCGAAUCCGUUCCUUCAACUGCUGGCUUUUGUCUAAGAAACCGCUUUGCCGGCGGUCAACUCACGUCGCACCAUUCUUUCUGUGUUGUGGGGUGCUUCUUGUUAAAGUUAAGUAAUGUUAACAGUGCGAUGAGCUGUCGUAUUGGCAUUUACUGCCUGUAGUGUAUACUGUCUAGGUAGCAAUCACGUACCAUAUAUUAAAGCGGAUGAAUGUUGUCUAAGCGGUUCACCUUGUGUGGCCACUUGUUCUGACCAGCUCACCAUGCGCAUAGCAUGACUAGACACAUUUAUCGGAAGCUGCCCAUUCUAUUUCUUAACCUAAUUUUAGUUUUCGUUUUUCGUCCGCUCGUCGGAACGUACUAAUAAAGUUAGGCCAGCGAUCUGG